AUGGGGCUGACGAGCGGGGCCGGACGGGCCUCAGCAGAGCCAUCUCUGCCCCGGCAUUAUCGCCCACCGCCGGUGCCGGCUCCCCCUCCCCCUCUCUCCCGACCCACCCACCGGGGCCCGCGGCCGCCGCUCCGCGCUCGGGACCGCGGCGGGCCGGGAGCCGCCCCCGCGCGCCGCGCGCGCACACGCGGGACCGGGCGCGCGCGCCGCCAGCGGGCGGGGGGGGCUGGAAUGCGCGUGCGGCGGCGGGGACGGGAGGGGCCCGCGCCUUCCCUUGUGCCGGCGGGCGCCGCGGGGGAGCCGCCGCGGCCCCGCGCCCCGGCAAGUUUCGGAGCCGCCCGGUCCUUUAUGAGCACGGGCAGCCGCCGAGCGCCGCCCGCGGGGACUCGCUCCUGCCCGCGGUCCGCGGCCCGGAGACCCCGCACGCCCGCCCGCCCGCGCGGCCGGCCCCGGCUGCCGCCCCUCGGGGUCCCCGGCGGAGCCUCCGCCUGCCCCGCGGUCUCCCCGCCGCCGCCCCGGGCAGCCCCGCUCCCGCCCGCGCGCCCGCGGCCCCGUCCCCUCGCCGCCGCCUCUGCCCCUGCGAGCGCCCGGCCGCCGCUUCCCUGCCCCCGCCGCUCUCUCCCAACUUCUCGCGGCCGCCCGCACUCACCCGCUGCCCCUGUUCGCUCCGGUGACCAGGGCCGGGCCGGCGGCGGCGCGCGGGCCGCGGGCUGGCUGGGAGGCGACGAGCCGAGCGCUCCCCCCCCGCUGGAAGGAACUUGUGGGUUCCCUCAGGCGGACAUUUUUUUGCUUACAGAGCCUCAGCACCACGUUCACGGCUCCGGCUCCGUAUCCCUCCGCGUCGAGCGCCGCCGCCUUAACCCUUGUCGCGCCGCGCCGCUGCCGACCGGGCGGGCGGGGAUCCGCAGACACCCCGGGAGCCGCCCCGGCACCCGCCUCACCCCCGGACGCCCCAGCAGAUGGGCAGAAGCGGGGCCCCUCGGGCCGCUCAGGGAAAUACGCACCCCGCGGGAACAGACCCCUCCCCACCGCUCCCCAACUCAGCCAAACCGACAGCAGACCUCGACAUGCAGCACUGCCGGUGAUGCUAAAGAUGAACCAGCCCAACGGCUUCCGCGCAGGAAUGGGAAGCAGCGUGCGAAGAACCUGCGCCUUCAUUUGGGUCCUGCAGCCGCUACAGACAAAUCACUCUUUUGUGCUCCUUCUCACAAAACCGCACUGCCAGCCUGUCCUGCUGGGAAGUUUAUUUCGUGUCUGCAAAGCCACCCCACACAGCAGCGCACCGGCCUAAGGCAAGCGCACGCCUCUCCCCGGCACCGAGCGGAGCGGUGCCGGUGCGGUGCCGGUGCUCCGUCGCACUCCCGUCUCUCGAGCCUGCAGAGCCCCCAGGUGGCACCUACUUGCCACCACCUGGGCCUGGGCCUGCUCCUUUCUGACCCCAGCUACCGAGGGCCAGCUACCAUUCUCUCCGAAAGUCAGAAUUAUAAAGCAAUAAUCUAUGCAGCUACGGGCAUACUAUUUUUUUGUAGCAAGGGUAUUUACGAAACACGGGGACAAUGA
Lonchura striata (white-rumped munia) is the source of this 1560-nucleotide messenger RNA. The record is from RefSeq and is a predicted model, not a curated record. Lineage: Eukaryota; Metazoa; Chordata; Aves; Passeriformes; Estrildidae.